Molecule: messenger RNA, 519 nt
Organism: Acanthaster planci (crown-of-thorns starfish)
Lineage: Eukaryota; Metazoa; Echinodermata; Asteroidea; Valvatida; Acanthasteridae
Source: RefSeq, a predicted model, not a curated record
GUUAGCGCGGAGUAGCAAAAUGAAACUGCGUCGCUUCCGUCCGUAUGAUUGCCAUUCCCUGUAUAAUUUUGAUAUCACUGCAAGUGGUGUACACCAUCUACCCGUCUAAGUACCGUAGCGGUCUGGAGGUCUACUGUGAUAUGGACCCUGACUACGGAGGCUGGAUUGUGUUUCAGAGGCGGUUAGAUGGCUCGGUGAAUUUCACUCGUAGCUGGACGAAGUACCGAGACGGAUUCGGCAAUUGGACAGGCGAGUUCUGGCUGGGAAACCAGAAACUUCGUCAGCUAACAUCAAAGAACAGGUGGAAGUUACGGAUAGAUCUGGAGGAUGACCAGGCAGAGCAUCAAACCUACCAGGCCAAGGGAUUCAGCAUCAGCGGCGACAAAUACACUUGGACUCACGGUGGAUCAUAUAAGGCUGGUCCCCUCCCUCCACAUCUCAGUGGUCGAAGCUUCUCUACAUACGACAUGGACAAUGAUGAGGAUACCAAUGCUAAUUGUGCAGCUGAGCUGAAGGGAG